AUGAACCGUGCCCUACAGUUUGCGAUGAGCGACCCAAAGGGAUCUGUUUACGUUGUGGGCGCUGGAGAGGUCAUGGAAGAGGAAGUUACCCCGUAUGGCCUAGACCAAACUGCUUGGGAGCCUAUCGCGCCGACCGCUCUCCCUCAAGAAGCCGUGGAACUGGUUAUAUCAACGCUCGCCGGUGCAGAGAAGCCUCUGAUUAUUGUAGGCUACACCGGUCGAAACCAUGCAACAGUCUCGGAACUUGUCCAACUGACUGAGAGUAUCCCGGGUAUCCGUGUUCUUGACGCUCUGGGCAGCGAUGUGUGCUUCCCUUACACUCACCGGGCCUCAUUGGGUGUCAGGAUCGGUCGUGACGCCAGCAUCGAAGAGGCUGACAUGAUUUUGAUCAUUGAAUGCGAUGUUACCUGGAUUCCGAUACAAUGUCGACCGCGAACUGGCGCUAAGAUCAUCCACAUCGAUAUCGACCCAUUGAAGCAAAACAUGCCAUUAUACUACAUCCCCGCCUUUCGACGCUACCGAGCAGACUCUGAGACGGCACUGCGGCAAAUCAAUACUUUCAUCGCUCAGCAUGCGGAUUACUCGACUUUGCAGAAUCAAUAG
Messenger RNA from Colletotrichum spaethianum, 603 nucleotides. RefSeq lists its product as uncharacterized. Gene Ontology annotation, cellular component: mitochondrion; acetolactate synthase complex. Lineage: Eukaryota; Fungi; Ascomycota; Sordariomycetes; Glomerellales; Glomerellaceae. Gene Ontology annotation, molecular function: acetolactate synthase activity; magnesium ion binding; flavin adenine dinucleotide binding. Gene Ontology annotation, biological process: L-valine biosynthetic process. The record is from RefSeq and is a predicted model, not a curated record. The coding region runs from base 1 to 603 and encodes 200 amino acids. The transcript has a single exon.